AUGGCUUUUGGGGAGAUUCUGCAGGCCAUUGGAGAAUUUGGAAUUUUCCAGAAGCUCAUACUUUUUGGAUUAACUCUUCCAAAUAUAUUUAUGAUUGCUUCUCUGUGUAGUUUUCUUUUCAUCCAGUCUGAUCCAGAGACACAUUGUAACACGGACUGGAUCCUCAAGGCUGCUCCCAACCUGACGUUGGAGGAGCAGCUGAACCUGACCGUUCCUCUGGAGCAGGAUGGUUCUUUCAGCAGGUGUCGCAUGUUCGAUCCAGUGGACUGGGACAUCGGAUCCAUCAGAGACCGUGGACUCAAUGAGACCACGGUGUGCCAGAACGGUUGGGUGUACUACGACACGACGUACGAGUCCACCAUUGUCACUGAUUUUGAUCUGGUGUGUGACAGGUCCAACGUACCUGCACUGGUGAAGACAGUUUUCAUGGCUGGUUGUCUUGUUGGUUCUUUCGUCUUAGGACCUCUUGCUGAAUCAUUUGGACGUCUGAGAACAACGCAGGUACCUGCCGUGCUCAUGAUGGCGUGCAGCUUCAUGGCCGGAGCGGCUCCAAAUAUCUAUGUCUACAUCGUGGCACAGUUCCUGGUUGGGAUUGGUUGCGGCGCAUAUCGAAUGAACUCCACUGUAUUAGCCACAGAGUGGAUAGGAGUCACCAAAAGGUCCUAUGCCUCCUGUUUGAGUCAAGUGUUUGCUGCAGUUGGACAAUGUUUCAUGGCUGGACUGGUCUACGCCAUUCGGAAAUGGAGAAUAGCUCAAUACGUGCUGGGAGCAGCUUAUUGCCCUUUGGUCUUCUACAUGUGGUGGAUUCCAGAAUCUGCCAGGUGGUUGUUGUGUCAAGGGAGAAUUGAGGAAGCAAAGACGCUGAUCAAGAAAGUGGCCUCAAUAAAUAAACAGGAAGUCCCAGAGAAUACUUUGGACUGCAUGCUAGAGGAACAUGAGGGAAAAGAGGUCGAAAGUGGAGCCAUGAAAAUGCUUUUAACCACAAGAAAGCUGCUGAUUUACUUAAUAAUUUCGUGUUUUUUCUGGUUUUCGUCAUUCUUAGGCUACAUUUGUAUUUCUCUCAGUGUUGGAACAUUUGGUUUGAACAUCUUCCUGGUUCAAUUUGUGUUUGGAAUCGCAGAAAUACCCGCACACUUUCUGUGCAUCUGGUUUUUGGAGUUGUUGGGAAGAAAAAUGUCUGUGAUUUUAACCCUCCUGGCAGGUGGCUUGGUCAGUGUCCUGACCGUGGCUUUCUCUCAAGACAAAGCUGUUGUUAUUCUCGCUCUUUUAACAACAGGGAAGUUCUUUUUGGACUGGAAUAUUUCGGUGUCUAUGGUCUACUCUCAGGAGCUGUUCCCCACUUCAGUCAGGCAAACAGCUGUUGGGUUAUUGUGCAUAGCUGGGCGAGUAGCUGGUCUCCUCUCUCCAUCAAUCAACAUGUUGGCCUUUUAUCACUGGUUUUUACCCAGCGUUAUCUUUGGCACCCUUUCAAUGCUUAGUGGAGUUCUGGGUUUCUUCCUCCCCGAAACCAGGGGCAAAGAACUGCCGGAUUCUACCCGUGAGGUUGAGGGCAACAAACACGGAGGUUUCCCACUCUGUCCCAAAAUGAAUUUCGGAGAGAUUCUACGGCCCAUUGGAGAAUUUGGAAUUUUCCAGAAGGUUAUUCUUUUUGGGUUAACCUUUCCGAACGUAAUACUGCCCAUGUCUUUUUCCAGUUUUCUGUUCAUCCAGUCGGAUCCAGAGAGACAUUGUAACACGGACUGGAUCCUCAAGGCUGCUCCCAACCUGACGUUGGAGGAGCAGCUGAACCUGACCAUUCCUCUGGAGCGGGAUGGUUCUUUCAGCAGGUGUCACAUGUUUGUUCCAGUGGACUGGGACAUCAGGACCAUCGGGGAACGCGGACUAAACGAGACCACGGUGUGCCGGAAUGGUUGGGUGUACUACGACACGACAUAUAAGUCCACCAUUGUCACUGACUUUGACCUUGUCUGUGACAGAUCCAACAUGCCGGAUGUUGUGCAGACAGUCUUUAUGGCUGGUAUUCUCUUGGGUUCUAUCAUUUUUGGACCUCUCGCUGAAUCAUUCGGUCGUCAGAAAACAACGCAGAUACCGGCUGUGCUCAUGUUAGUGUGCACUCUCGUGUGCGCCACAUCUCCAAAUAUCUACGUCUACAUUGUGGCACAGUUCCUGGUCGGCGCUGCUCUCGCAGGCUAUAGAAUCAACUCCACGGUAUUGGCUACAGAGUGGAUCGGGGCUACCAAAAGGUCAUUUGCCUCCUGUCUGGGCCAAAUGUUUGCCGCCCUGGGACAAUGUUUCAUGGCUGGACUGUUCUACGUCAUUCUUGACUGGAGAUCAAUAGAAUACGUGGCCGCAGGAUUGCACGCCCUUGUCGUCCUCUACAUCUGGUGGAUUCCUGAAUCUGCAAGGUGGCUCCUGGGUCAGGGAAGACUUGACGAAGCCAAGAGGUUGAUCAGGAAAGUUGCAUCGAUAAAUAAGCAGCAAAUCCCGGAAAAUAUGCUGGACUCUUUGGGAUGCGAGGGAGGAGAAACUAAAACCGGAGCAAUGAAUGUCAUGUUGACCUCAACAAUUCUACUGAAAUAUUUGUUCAUCAUAUGUUUUGCCGUGUUUUCACUCAAUCUGGGCUACUUCUGUCUUAUCCUCAAUGUGGGUGAGUUUGGCUUGAACAUCUUCCUGGUUCAAUUAAUCUUUGGAGUCUCAGAGAUACCCGCUCACCUUCUCUGCAUCUGGAUUUUGGAGUUAUUGGGAAGAAAAAUUUCUCUGAUUUUAACCCUUCUGUCUGGUGGAGUUUUUUGCCUCUUAACAUUGGCUUUCUCACAAGACAACGCAGUUGUUAUCAUGGCUCUUGUAACUACAGGCAAGUUCUUCUUGAAUGGGGCUGGUUCAGUUUGUAUGGUCUACUCUCAGGAGCUGUUUCCUACUUCUGUCAGGCAAACAGCUGUUGGCUUGGGCUCCAUUUCUAUGAGAGGAGCCGGCCUGCUCGCCCCACUGGUCAACAUGUUGGCCGUUUACACCUGGUCCCUACCCAUUAUUGUCUUCAGCAGUCUUGCAGUGCUUAGUGGAACUCUGGUUGUUCUCCUUCCUGAAACCAAAAGCAAAGAACUGCCCGAUUCCACCAGCGAUGUUGAGGGAAAACGGAAUAUGAUGGCCACAAAAAAAGAAAGUGACUCAAGGAAGAUUGAACACAACAGCAGAAAAUCCACCAAACUUUAGUUUACAUAUUGUUGGUCUACAAACAUCACUGAAUAAUGAAAAGGACGGUCAUUGAAAAUGUUCAAGCAGUGUUGGUGCAUCAGGGCUUGGUACUCUCAAUCAAAUAUAUUCAUUUUAGAAAGGGCAGGUCUUUUCCGGGUAAUAAGUAAUGAGGUUUGUUGUAACGUCUGUUUCUUAUAACAUUAUUAUUUUUGUCUUGCCCUUUCAAACACAGUUCUCCGGGUUCUUUCAGCUGUCCUAUUCUGAUGGGGCCAAUAAGGAGCCGAAGUUUCAUGUCUGCUGUCAUUGUUGCAGAGCAGAGAUUUGAAUAAAGUAGAUGUCAAUUUC
Nerophis lumbriciformis (worm pipefish) is the source of this 3537-nucleotide messenger RNA. Lineage: Eukaryota; Metazoa; Chordata; Actinopteri; Syngnathiformes; Syngnathidae. The record is from RefSeq and is a predicted model, not a curated record.